AUGUGCCAUUGGCCAGGCAGUAUUCUGCCUGGCCGGCAAGACGAGCGGCGCACCCGCCCGGUCAGCAGUCUUCCCCUUCACCGGCCCCUCCUGCAUGAUGCGCCUCGGCCCAGCCCCAUCGCCCCCUGCCCUGCCGAGCGUCGUCCCCGGUUCAAACCGCUGCCAGACCCCCUGGCCGCAUUCUGCUUUCACAUCACACUGGACGGGCAGCAGGCAGGCAGGCACGGCGCGGCACACCCCCGUCGGGGCGGUGCCACCCCCCGAGGUUACCCCAUGGCAUACUUCCGGGUCCACUCGCGCGCCGUGUCCUCGUAG
Messenger RNA from Auxenochlorella protothecoides, 315 nucleotides. RefSeq lists its product as hypothetical. NCBI's taxonomy places the organism in Eukaryota, Viridiplantae, Chlorophyta, Trebouxiophyceae, Chlorellales, Chlorellaceae. The transcript has a single exon. The coding region runs from base 1 to 315 and encodes 104 amino acids. The record is from RefSeq and is a predicted model, not a curated record.